AUGGCCAGACAGCGCCGACGAGAAAGCAAAAUGAACUGCAGUUCAUCUCGCAGAGGAGCAGCAACAUGGCUAGCGGAGGGCAUAUCAAUUGAGGAGGCACAAGUGACACUCCAGAUAGAUGUCAGAAAAUUGGGUAGGCAUCCCACCGAACUUCAGCUGUUAGAGAUCGUACACCGUCGUGAGAGACUACAAGGAGACAUUGAUUGUUGGGAGGCUAUGGGUCUUAGAUUUCUCGGCGAUGGAAUUGGUGAAGGUGAUGUUCAACCUUUGGAACAGGAGCUUCUGGUUCUAGAAGAAGACUCAGACGAAGACAUCGCCGAUGAAUUUGGACUCUUUGAGCCAGAAAAGAUAUUCAUAUCCAUGUCAUCCAAUCUAGGUGUAGAGAAAUGCACCGACAUUGGCGCCGCAGACUUAAUUCAACAGGAACUUACUCUGCGGCAGGGACAGGCGAAUGAUGCCCUUCACAACAUCCAAGUGCACCUUGCAGACAAGGCAGUCAUUUUCUGCACCACUGUCAGAGCGGCAAAAUCACAAGCAACGUCUACUAGAGCUUGGGCGCAAGUUCAUUCAGUGGACAGGAUUUGCUGCAUACAACUCAGUAAACUCGGCGCUGACAAUACAUUGCUGGAGAGAUAUUGUCCAUUGGCCAAGGAGCAUCUGAAGAGGACAGAGAAACAACACCUUGGCAUGGUUUUGGUCUAUGGACGUGGAAAGGGACUCCAACAGCAGUGA
Suillus discolor is the source of this 732-nucleotide messenger RNA. RefSeq lists its product as uncharacterized. Lineage: Eukaryota; Fungi; Basidiomycota; Agaricomycetes; Boletales; Suillaceae. The record is from RefSeq and is a predicted model, not a curated record. Bases 1 to 732 code for a protein of 243 amino acids. The transcript is spliced from 4 exons.